AUGUCUCGGGGAAGAAACACCACGGUGGUUACCGAGUUCAUCCUCCUGGGAUUCUCAGACCAUCCAGAGCUCAAGAUUUUCCUCUUUGUGUUGUUCUUAGCCAUCUACCUUGUGACUCUCACCUGGAACCUGGGGCUCAGCAGCCUGAUCAAGGUCUCCCCACAUCUCCACAUCCCCAUGUAUUUCUUCCUCCGUCAUUUGUCCUUCAUAGACAUGUGCUACUCUUCUUCUGUCAUCCCCAAGAUGCUCUCAGACUUCUUCAAGGAGCAGAGGACCAUUUCCUUCCUGGGCUGUGCCACUCAGUAUUUUGUCUUCAGUGGGUUGGGGCUGACUGAAUGUUGUCUCCUUGCUGCCAUGGCGUAUGAUCGUUAUGCGGCCAUCUGUACCCCACUGCUGUACACGACCGUCAUGUCUCCUUCCCUCUGUAGAAAGAUGGUGGUUGCGGCCUACGCGGGGGGAUUUCUCAGCUCCCUUACUGCAACACACUUAUUGUACCGGCAGGACUUCUGCGGGCCAAACGUUAUCCAUCACUUCUUCUGUGAUCUCCUUCCUCUGCUGGCUCUGUCCUGCUCUGACACUUCCACCACCCAAGUCCUGAUCUUCGUUGUGGGCGUGGUCAUCGGAAUGAUGUCGGUGCUUGUGGUUCUCCUGUCCUACGGUUAUAUCACUGUGGCUGUCCUGAUGAUCCGCUCAGCGAGAGGCAGGUACAAGACCUUCACCACCUGUGCCUCUCACCUGACCACCGUGAUCCUCUACUAUGGCUCCGGGUUUUUCAUGUACAUGCGCCUAAACUCCAGCUACUCCGAGAGCCGGGACAAGGUCGUGUCACUGUUCUACUCAGUGUUGAUCCCCAUGCUGAACCCGCUUAUCUACAGUCUGAGGAACAGAGAGAUCCUGGACACCUUGAAGAGAGUGAUGGAGAAAAAGGCAACCAACUUGAAACAUGGCGGGAAACACAUCAAUCCCUCACACCACAAGAACACUAAGGAAAUUGGGAUUGGCCUGAACUUCUCAGGGACCCUGCCUCAGUGGAGCAGGCUGGAUAGCGUUCUGAAGUUUCAACUGGUCACGGGAGGUGACCAGGGGGUCGCGGUGGGGGUGGUCUGUUUAUCCGUCAGCUGUGGCUCUUCCACUCCUGGGUGCUAUGCCAAUCCUCAGGAGUGCUGUGCCCCUUAUUGCCAUGAGCAGAUCUGUGGCUCCGUAAACAACUGGCUGACUACUAGAGAGGAAAAAGGGAUCAAGGGCCUGUUCAUCUGGGAUAGAGGGAGAUGUAAUAACUUUUGUUCGGGAUUUGUGAAUGUUUUGUGCAUUGGAGCCAUAACGUUUGUCAAUUUAUGCAUUAAAGCCAUAGCUUUUGUGCAUGAAAGUAUCCUUGACAGUGUCCUGCUCUGUCUGAGUUCCACUGGACCCACUAUGACAAUGGAUGCAAGCCUUCAAACUAGGGAAUGCCAACUCCUGGACGCAGCAGGAGAGUUUCUUGAAACCAAAAUGGGAGUUUUUGAAAUCACCACCAGCUCUCUAAAGUAG
Tachyglossus aculeatus (Australian echidna) is the source of this 1527-nucleotide messenger RNA. Its product is annotated as olfactory receptor 5A2-like. Gene Ontology annotation, cellular component: membrane. The transcript has 6 exons. Gene Ontology annotation, molecular function: G protein-coupled receptor activity; olfactory receptor activity; odorant binding. Bases 1 to 1527 code for a protein of 508 amino acids. NCBI's taxonomy places the organism in Eukaryota, Metazoa, Chordata, Mammalia, Monotremata, Tachyglossidae. Gene Ontology annotation, biological process: G protein-coupled receptor signaling pathway. The record is from RefSeq and is a predicted model, not a curated record.